Messenger RNA from Cladocopium goreaui, 771 nucleotides. The record is from the annotation of a GenBank genome assembly. Lineage: Eukaryota; Dinophyceae; Suessiales; Symbiodiniaceae.
GGGCACCACCUGGUGAUGGAGUUUCCUUCCCAUGCGGCCUGGCUGGAUUUCCGCAGUCCCGAGGACGAGGAGGCCGGUGCUUGGCAGAGGCGAUGGGCAGUGCUGCACUGUGGAGAACUCAACUUGUUCCAAGAUGAGAGCUGCAAGCGCCGCACGGCCCGCCUGGCGUUGCCGCGGAACUUGCGGGCGCUGGCUUUUGGCGACCCACGGGCGCCCCACCGUGCGGCCCAGUUGCGAGGGCAGCGGCCGCAGGGUUUUUUGCUUGAACUUAAUCCGCUUGAUGCUGAAGAUGAUGCCUGGCCUUCCGGAGAGUUUCGACAGCUGCUGCUGUUCGAAGCACCAGAUGAACAGCAGUUGCAGACCUGGCUGGAGCGCUUCCGGGGACAGCCGGCCACAGACAGCAUCCAGCGGCCUGCUCCAGAGAGCCAGCCGAAACUUCCUGGCAUGCCGCUGCCAGCUGAGAGGAAUCGCUUCUUCCCGAGUCCUUCGCAUGCCAGCGAGUUCGACAUCGAUGACUUUAGCGACUAUGAGGAUGACACGCAUGCUCGCGCCUCGUCGCUUCACGCCCUGGAGCGAUCAGAUUGGACUUCGCCCACUGCGCGGCGCGUGCACAGCCGGCCGCGGCGGGAGAGAGCGCCAAGCCCUAGCGGGAGGAAUGCUGACUGCGUGCAGAGAGAGACCUCAGGGGAAGAGGUGAAAUUGCGAUGCAGCAACCAUUUGGAAGUGAACAGGGUCGAGGCGGGCAACGAAGACGUUGCAGAGGUCUAUUGA